Molecule: messenger RNA, 255 nt
Organism: Arctia plantaginis
Lineage: Eukaryota; Metazoa; Arthropoda; Insecta; Lepidoptera; Erebidae
Source: the annotation of a GenBank genome assembly
AUGGACCGUAUAUCAUCGGCUGCGACUGUGCCAAUUUCGGGUGGAGAGUUCAGAGCAGGUCUCUUACUGCCCCUUGAGGAGGAAAUAUUUCGUAGAGGGGUGGAAUCGUUCCUUGCUAUCUUCGGAAUUAGACUCAUGCACCCUGGACACUGCCAUUUUAAGAAAAAAUCAGAGUCUCUUGAGAUUUCCGGGAUUGAUAAACAAAGAAAGUGGUACGAUUUAUUGCAUCUAAUGCAGUUGAUAAACUGCCCAUGA